Molecule: messenger RNA, 591 nt
Organism: Penicillium canescens
Lineage: Eukaryota; Fungi; Ascomycota; Eurotiomycetes; Eurotiales; Aspergillaceae
Exons: 2
Coding region: 1-591 (196 amino acids)
Biological process (GO): cell redox homeostasis; cellular response to oxidative stress; glutathione metabolic process
Cellular component (GO): cytosol; mitochondrion
Molecular function (GO): flavin adenine dinucleotide binding; glutathione-disulfide reductase (NADPH) activity
Source: RefSeq, a predicted model, not a curated record
AUGGCCCCCGUGGAAACACAGCAGUAUGACUACAUUGUCCUAGGCGGUGGUAGCGGUGGCAGUGGAAGUGCUCGCCGUGCAGCCGGUUGGUAUGGUAAGAAGACCUUGAUCGUGGAAAGCGGACGGUCCGGAGGUACCUGUGUCAACGUUGGCUGUGUGCCUAAGAAAAUGACCUGGAACUUCGCAACCAUUAACGAGAUGCUGCACAUUGGCAAGAGCUAUGGCUAUGACAUUCCUGAUAACAUCGCUAUUGACUACACCCACUUCAAGAACACCCGUGACGCCGUUAUAAAGCGACUGAAUGGCGCAUACGAGCGCAACUGGAACCGGGAAGGAAUUGAUCUCGUGCAGGGUCGUGCUGGCUUCGUUGAACCUCAAACCAUUGAGGUCAAGCUAGCUGACGGCUCCGGUACUGCCCGCUACACUGCGCCGCACAUCCUCUUGGCCACCGGCGGCCGGCCCAACAUCCCCUCCGUGCCCGGUGCCGAGCACGGUAUCACUAGCGACGGAUUCUUUGAGAUGGAGGACCUUCCCCGAAGAUUGCGGUCGUGGGUGCUGGCUACAUUGCUGUCGAGCUUGCUGGCGUCAUGA